Molecule: messenger RNA, 567 nt
Organism: Ostertagia ostertagi
Lineage: Eukaryota; Metazoa; Nematoda; Chromadorea; Rhabditida; Trichostrongylidae
Source: the annotation of a GenBank genome assembly
AUGAAAAAUCUCUACCAUGCCGAUGAGCAGUUCCUGGGAUUUUUUAAGCGGAACACCGAGAACUUGGACAACGCCUUUCUAUUUUUCACCAGCGAUCACGGACCAAAAAGUGAAGGAAUUGGGAAAGUACUUCUCGGGCAAUACGAGGCGAACAACCCUUUUCUUAUCGUGUCGGUUCCAAAGAGAUUCCGAAACACUGUUAUUCACGACCAGCUGAGGAACAAAUCGAAAAUGCUCAUGACUCCCUUCGAUUUACAUGCCACAUUCAUGGACAUUUUGAAGCUGCAGCCAUCUACAAACUUCUCGGACACAUCAUACCGUAAUAUGGAACCGUUAAGUAAAGGUUCGUCACUUUUCCGUGAAUGGCGUGAAGCAAGAAAUUGUCGUACACUUCCGAUUCCGUCCCACUACUGCCUUUGCCAGUACAACACGACAGACAUUAAAGCUGACCCAGCGGUGUCGAAAGCAGGUGAAUUUCUUGCAGAACAGUUGAACGUGUUGCUGCAGAACGAAGAGCUCGGUGAGAAGUGUCGGAACCAGUCCUACUUGUCGGUUGGUGCAUUUUGA